Penicillium atrosanguineum is the source of this 840-nucleotide messenger RNA. RefSeq names its product J-type chaperone JAC1. Gene Ontology annotation, cellular component: mitochondrion. NCBI's taxonomy places the organism in Eukaryota, Fungi, Ascomycota, Eurotiomycetes, Eurotiales, Aspergillaceae. The transcript has a single exon. The coding region runs from base 1 to 840 and encodes 279 amino acids. The record is from RefSeq and is a predicted model, not a curated record. Gene Ontology annotation, molecular function: protein-folding chaperone binding; ATPase activator activity. Gene Ontology annotation, biological process: [2Fe-2S] cluster assembly; protein complex oligomerization.
AUGGCGUUCCGUGCACCGAGCCUGGCCCGCAAUUUAUGCCGCCAGACGACCUCUCGUUCACUUAUCACCCCUACCCGGUCCAUCUCUACAAACCCAACCCAACGGGACGCCUGCAAGUGCUGCCGACUUCCCACCCGAGCUCCGGCCCGGACACUCGCCUCACUAUCCCGGGAUAUCUGCUCGGUUUCACCAGUCUCAGGCCGACGUUAUGCGUCUACAAAGUCAUCCGCAGAGCUUACAGGAGAAUCCGGAAUAGUGGGAGUUCCAGAUAUCACCAACUACUACACCAUCUUCCCCCAGACUAUUCCCGCGGGCCCUCCCCCAGCAUCGCCCUUCUCCAUCUCCGUUUCGGAUCUCCGUCGCGAGUUUCUACAGCUACAAAACAAGAUACACCCCGACAAAUACCCCUCUGGCGAUAUGAAACAGCACGCUGAGGCGUUGUCGGCCCGCAUCAACGAGGCAUACCGCACGCUCGCCGAUCCACUCCAACGGGCUCAAUACCUCCUCCGAGAAUGGCACGGCAUCAACGUGACCGCCGAAGAUGCCGCGACGAAGCACGCCCUCGAUCCCGAGACACUUAUGGAGGUGAUGGAGGUACAAGAGACCAUUGAGGAGGUGGGCGCGACGCGGGAAGGCGAAGCAGAGAUUAACGCGCUGAAAGUUGAGAACGACGGACGUAUUGGAGUGUGUGUCGGGGCACUCGCCGGGUCGUUUGACAAGGGCGACAUCGAGGCGGCGCGGAAGGAAUGCAUCCGGUUGCGCUUCUGGUAUAGCGUUGGCGAGGGAUUGCGUGAGUGGGAGCCCGGCAACACGGAGAUUCGACUGGUGCACGGUAGUUGA